CGCAGUUUAUGUGUACGAAAAAGCCAACGACUAUUAUUAUUAUUUUUUUUUCGCUUCGUUUUACUAUCCAUAUUAUCGAUAGAGCAUAAUUACAAAGAGUUUUAGUAUUGUCCAUAUUUUGUUCGUUUUGAAAACGACGACAUCAACGACGACCACGACGAGCAAGAAAGGAGAACGAACGACAGAAAAGUACGAGCGAAAAAAAAAAUACCGAACUGUUUCAUUUUGAUAUAUCGUUGUAAUCGAUUGUUGUUAUUGUGCGUGUUUCAUUACGUACGCUGAGACAGUAUAUUAGGCAUACGCUGUGUAUGUGUAGAAAGUUCUGCUUCGAUUAGAAAUAAUUUCUAGUAUACGCUAGUUGUGGAGUUGCCUUUCAUCCAUCGUAUAAUCGAAUUCGACGGAAAGGAGCGGAAAAAGACAAAACACACGAGAGAAGAAAAAAAAAUACCGAUCGACCGACCGCAGAAUUUCAUUUUGAAGUAAGGGCACCAUACAUACGAGUAAAAAAGACAACCAAUUUCCAACACCAUAUACACAUAUUAUUCUAUUUUGGAGUCGGGAAAAUACACGACCGAUUUUGUAGAAUAGUGGAUAGAUAAAUUAUUUAAAAGCAAUAGCACGACCAUUUCGAUAACAACAACAACGAAAACGACGACGACGACAACAGCAACAGCAACAGAAAACUACGCGGAAAAUAAUCGAAACCGACAGUGAAUCAAAUAUUCGUUCGUCUCUCAGUGUAUUUUCUCAUGAUAUUAUUCAUCUCUUUUGUACCCGUGUUCUUCAGUAUUUUCUGUUUUAACUCUAUUUUUGAGACUCUCUCUAUCUAUUUACUAGACACAUACGGCAAACUAACAACGAAACACAAGUCGAAAUGAAGCGAUCUAUGUCAGAAAACAACUCGGACGGCGAAGACAAUAUGAACGAUGGAGCCAACAACUUGAGCAGUGGCGGUGGCAGUAAUGCCAGCGGAAAUUACAGCAACAAUAAUAAUAAUCGAGGACAGAAACGUUCUCGCAACGAGGAAAUGAUUCGCUUGCUGAUUCCUAGCCGAUUUGCUGGCGGUAUCAUUGGAAAGGGUGGCCAAAACAUCAAACGUCUGCGUCAAGAGUUUCAUGCCAAUAUUAAUGUUGAGGAUUGUCCUGGCCCUGAACGUACGGUAAAUAUAUCCGCACCUGAGCUCAGCAAUGCUCUCAAAGUGAUUGAGGAUAUUUUGCAUAACUUUGGCGAGGAGGACAGUGAAAUCGAUCUGCGCUUGUUGAUCCAUCAAAGUUUGGCCGGUUGUGUCAUCGGAAAGGGUGGCGGAAAAAUCAAGGAAAUUCGAGAUAAAGUGGGAUGUCGCAUUUUGAAAGUAUUUUCAAGCAUGUGCCCACAGAGUUCGGACCGUGUUGUGCAGUGCAUUGGCAAGGCAAAGGAAUGCAUCGAUGCAAUCAGCGACAUACUGGUGUUGAUAAAAGAAGUGCCAAUCAAAGGUACGAUACAGAACUACGAUCCAAUGAACUACGAUGAUUACUUGGCUGAUAAAUAUGGCGGUUUUGGUGGCGAUAACGCUGGAAAUCGUGGCAAUAACAAUAACAACAAUAAUAAUCGCGGAGGUAGCGGUGGUGGUGGUGGCGGCGGCGGCAGCCAAGGUCGCAACCAACGAGAUAGAAGCUUUGAACGUCGUGACAAUAACAACCGCAACUUCAAUCGAAGAAAUGAUGGAGGUGGACGAGGCGGUGGUAAUGGCAAUGGUGGUGGCGGCGUCGGCAACAAUAACAUGAGAGACCGUGAACGUAACAAUUUCAUAAAUCCAUGGGCAUCGAGCCCAUCAAUGGGUAACAGUAGCUUUGAUGGACCAAAUUUCAAUCAGUUCGGAAACAAUGGCGGCAUGGGCGGCUUCAACAAUUUUAACAAUCCAAACACAGGCAGUCCUAGCAGUUUGAUGAACGGAUUCAAUGGCAUCGGAAACAAUCCAAAUAUGGGCAACAACAACAAUGCAUUUGAUAACAAUAUGGGCAAUAAUGGACCAGUGUUUGGAUUAAACAGCAGUCUUGGUGGCGGUAACAUGGGCAACAAUAUGCCGAACAACAUUGGAAACAAUGGACAAAAUGAUGAAGGACGAGAAACUACACAAGUGACCAUUCCGAAAGAUUUGGCUGGUGCUAUCAUUGGCAAAGCUGGUACACGCAUACGAAGAAUUCGCAUGGAAUCGAAUGCAUUCAUUACCAUCGAUGAACCAGCUCAAGGAUCAACCGAUCGUAUCAUUACGAUCUCAGGCACAGCAAGACAAAUUCAGUUGGCUCAAUACUUGUUACAGCAAAGUGUGCGUGAACAUCGAAGAAAUUAAUCGAGCGAUAUCAUACUUUAAUCAUGUCCACCAACAACUAAAUAGUCCAUCGUGCGUAAAAUACAACUCUAUUUUUCCGCUGUAUGAAGGAAACUAAUCAGCAGCCGUCAAGAAAUCAAUUCAUAAACCAACAAAAUAUUACUAUAAGGUUGCAAAUUUGCAUCAAUAAGAACACUUCUAAACCAUUUCAUAAACAACAACCACAAAAAACUAUCAGCUUAUUGGUUUUUUUUUCUCAAUCAAUUUUUAAAGCAAGAACAAAACAAAAUAAUGCAAGAAAAAUAAAAAAAAUAUUUAAAGUGAAUAUAUUUAAAACAGAAAUUACAGAACAACUGUAGCAAACACAUUUUAGCCAUUCCAUACAACGAAAAGGAUUUGUUUCAUUUUAGAAUUCAAACUCAAUUUUAUACCCGAAAUGUCCGACAACAAAGGAACAACAACAACAACAGCAACAACAAUAAUAUGCAACACGAAAUUAAAUAAAACAAAUUCCGCUUCGUGUGGAUAAACAACAAAUAUGCAAGGCACUUGGUCUUGUACGUACAAUAAAUAUUCACUUGAAUGAAAAUCUGUAACCAAAAAAAAAAAAACAAAUAGUUUGCUUUAGGUAAUAGUUUUUGUGUCACACCCAAUCCCAAAAUGGAUCCUCGAACUGGAUAUAAUUAAAAAGAAGAAAAAAAAGAAAACAAAUGCAAAUCAAAAGCAACAUUUUUAUUGUAUCGUACGCAACUUUUUAUUUUUAUAGAUUUACACAGAUAAAUAAUAAUGAUGAAAACAGAAGAUAACAAACAGAAUAUGAAUGAAACUCACACACACACACACACACACACACACGCAAACGCAACCGAUAUACGUGACUGAAUGAAUGUGUGAGAGAAAACAGUUCACAAGUCCAUUUUUAUCAUCACAAAUAUUUUUUGUGUGAAUUUUGAAAUAUCUAGCGCUCAAAUUUAAUGAACAUCUGAACGGAAUACAUAACAACCACAUGUAUGUCGUUCAAACAAUAAAAUUCAUCGGAACAAAUGCCCCCAAUGUUCAUUUAAGUGAAUGGGAUUUUAAAAGAGAACUAUUUUUUAAUCAGUUUUUUCUUUCUUGCGCGCGCUAUAGAUGUAUUUUUUGUUAUUACAAUUUAAGGUCUUUUUUAACGUUCCAACUGUUUGAAAAAAAAAAAAUAAAUCGAGAAAAUGUAUAAAAAUCAAAUAAAAAGCUAAAAAAAACUUUAAA
Messenger RNA from Sitodiplosis mosellana (orange wheat blossom midge), 3553 nucleotides. RefSeq names its product heterogeneous nuclear ribonucleoprotein K homolog (gene HnRNP-K). Gene Ontology annotation, biological process: regulation of mRNA splicing, via spliceosome; regulation of transcription by RNA polymerase II. Bases 875 to 2329 code for a protein of 484 amino acids. Lineage: Eukaryota; Metazoa; Arthropoda; Insecta; Diptera; Cecidomyiidae. The transcript has 12 exons. Gene Ontology annotation, cellular component: cytoplasm; nucleus. The record is from RefSeq and is a predicted model, not a curated record. Gene Ontology annotation, molecular function: mRNA binding.